AUGUUGCGGAAGGAAUACCUUGACACCGGAUUCGUGACCGACUUGGACGCAGAUGUCCUAUUGCGUGUCGAUGACGUCCCCCGGACAAUCCAGUCCUUACAAGCAAUGGUCGAGGGCAUGUUCGCUCUGACCUCGGCUGGGAACGCGUCCAAAGUCCCGGCUGUGAGUAUCCAUAUGAUGGAUUAUGCAGGCGACCCUAUCAUCAUCGGGGACCAUCUGUGUAAGAAGGCGGCUAGGUAUACAAAGGCGUACAAGAAUUCUGCUGUGUGGCAGGCACACUAUAUUGAGAUCACCCGGCCGCUACUGAAG
Molecule: messenger RNA, 309 nt
Organism: Sphaeroforma arctica JP610
Lineage: Eukaryota; Ichthyosporea; Ichthyophonida
Exons: 1
Source: RefSeq, a predicted model, not a curated record